Molecule: messenger RNA, 4391 nt
Organism: Danio aesculapii
Lineage: Eukaryota; Metazoa; Chordata; Actinopteri; Cypriniformes; Danionidae
Gene: dhx29
Product: DEAH (Asp-Glu-Ala-His) box polypeptide 29
Exons: 27
Coding region: 139-4266 (1375 amino acids)
Biological process (GO): translational initiation
Cellular component (GO): intracellular anatomical structure
Molecular function (GO): RNA helicase activity; ATP binding; RNA binding
Source: RefSeq, a predicted model, not a curated record
ACAGAUUUGACAGUAGAUUUGAGUAGAGUUGGCCUCAGUGAGCACAACCUGCUUUAUCAUUUUCACCUAAACGGUUUUAUUAACAGAAAUGUGGAGUGUAUUGGUCAGUAACAGACAGGUAAGCUGAUUGUUUUCGCUAUGGGUGGAAAGAAAAAGAAGUCUGCGGUAGAUUCCUCGAGUGGUCAACCGGCUGCUGCUUCUGGUACUGCAACCAAUGCAGAGUCUGAAUCCACCGGUAAAAAACAACAGCAGAGACCAAAUAAUGGGAAAACAACCUCCAAAGAAAACAAACCCAGAGCUCCCAAAACAUACGGUCUUAACGCGAAUGCACAGACUGACACAAGCAGUGGAUCUGAUAAGUCAAUCCUGAAAGUUGUUAUCCAACCAGAACUGGAGAAGAAGGUGAUCAAGUUGAUCAACGAUUACAGACAAGAAUAUGCAGAUAAAGGACCAAUAUCUGGGAGACUCACCUCCAAAAAGCUACUGGAUUUGUAUACAGCCCUGCAGAAGUUCCAGUUUAAGACAGAGCACAUCGAGGAGGCCAUGAAGAGCAGUGUGCUGUACGGAGGAGAUCUGCACUCUGCCCUUGACUGGCUCUGUCUCAAUCUCAGAGAUGAUGAACUACCAGACGGCUUCAGCCAGAAGAUGCAGGAGGAGAAACAGAAAACACGGCCCAAGUAUCAACCUCUUCAAGAGGAGAAGAAACAGCAGGUGAACAAAAACCAAGAGCCUAAAGAGGAGGAGAAACCAAAGGCAAAGACUCCUGUAAAAGAGGAUGGUGGCAGUAUGAAGGAGUGGAUCCUGCGCUACGCUCAGCAAUCUGAGGAUCAGAGCAGCGAUGAAGAUGAAAAGGAGGACAGAGUUCAUAACCCAGAGCUGGAGGAGAAGUUUGAUCCUAACGACAGAUACCUGCUGCUCACCGCUCAGCUCUACGACGCUAAAGAAAUGGCCACCGCAUCUAAAGCCAAGAAAGACAAAAUGGGUCAGAGAGCUGCACAGGACCGCAUCAGAGUCAUCCAGCAAGAAAUGAAGACUUUGGAGUGUCAUCCAGUGUUUAACACUGCAAUAAAAGUUAAAGACACUCCUAAAGAAGAAAAGAAAGCAGCUGUGGUCACUGAUGGCAAAGAGGAACUCAACUUUAACCUCUUUGAGCAAGCUGAAGCAGCACCAGCAGAAAAAAAUGCUGUAGUGGAGAAAAAGAAGAAGGAGCCCAAAGACAUCCGUAACUUUGACUACACGUCCAGAAGCUGGACUGGCAAAUCACCGAAACAGUUUCUGAUUGACUGGUGCAGGAAGAACCUCCCGAAGAGCCCUCCGCCAUCCUUCAACAAGGUUGCAGCUGGGAGAUAUUGGAAAUGCAAGGUUCGUAUUCAGAGGCCUAAUGAUGUUUUGGAGGUUUGUCCCACUAUCCUGACUGAAGACGGCAUGCAGGCCCAGCAUUUAGGAGCCACACUAGCACUUUAUAACCUUGUCAAAGGGCAGUCCGUUCAUCAGCUUCUACCUCCCACCUACCGUGACGUGUGGCUUGAGUGGCGAGACGGUGAACAAAAAGAAGAGGAACAAACCCUCUCAGCCAUCAACAAACCAAGAGACCAGUUCAUCUCGCGUCUGCUCACUCGCCUCAAACAGCAGCAGAGCCUCCAAUCGCAGCCAGAACCACAGAAACCGCUCCAGGACGCGGAACCAGAAGACUCCUGGGAGAACCUGGACACUCAGGAGGAGCACGAGCCCCAGCGCGGAGCUGCAUCAGGAGGACCGGCGGGCCUCAUGGUGGAGGAAGCAUCCCGGAGGCUGCUCCUCAAACUGCAGGCUUCUCCUCUGGCUCGCAGGUUACUGGAUGAAAGGAAACAGCUGCCGGUUUUUCAGCAUCGUGAGCAGGUGCUGGAGGCUCUGCGGCGCCACCGUGUGCUGGUGAUCGCUGGAGAAACCGGCAGCGGGAAGAGCACACAGAUCCCUCAGUUCAUCCUGGAGGAGCUGCUGGCCACUGGAGAUGCUGCUCAGCCCUGCAGUGUGGUAGUGACGCAGCCCAGGAGGAUUUCCGCCAUGAGUCUGGCCUGCAGGGUGUCACAGGAGCUGGGCAGUGAGGACGGACCGGGAAGCAAGAAUUCCCUAUGUGGAUACCAGAUCCGUAUGGAGAACCGCUCAAGUGAAGCCACACGACUGCUGUACUGCACCACUGGAGUUCUGCUGCGCAAACUCCAGCAGGACCGGCUCCUCAACUCCCUCACACACAUCAUCGUGGACGAGGUUCACGAGCGCAGCGUACAGUCAGACUUCCUCCUCACUAUACUAAAAGAAGUGGUUCAUAAACGUGCCGACCUGCGUCUGAUCUUGAUGAGUGCUACAGUCGACUGUCAGAAGUUUGCCAACUACUUCAACCGCUGUCCCGUGGUCUCCAUACCUGGCAGAACUUUCCCUGUGGAGGUGUUUCAUCUGGAGGACAUCGUGGAGGAGACGGGCUACGUUCUGGAGCAGGACUCUGAGUACAGUCAGAAGUUUGUGGAGGAGGAAGAGGAAAUCAACAUUGGCAUCACACAGAAAGGAGGAAAGACAGUUCAGCACCAGGAGCUGAUCGUGAGGGAUUCGUCCUCGGGCUGGGAUCUGGGCCCUGAGCUGGAUCACUUCAGCAGCCGCACACGGCACAUCCUGCAGUACAUGAACCCCAAUAAGAUUAACAUGGAUCUGAUAUUAGACCUGCUUGCAUACCUGGAUAAAUCCCCUCAGUUUCGUGUUGUGGAUGGUGCGGUUCUGGUCUUUCUCCCAGGCUUGGCUCAUAUUCAGCAGCUGCAUGAUUUACUAAGCACUGACAAGAGGUUCAGCUCAAAGGACAGAUACAAGCUUGUCGCCCUUCACUCCUCGUUGUCAUCUCAAGACCAGUCUUCUGCAUUUACAGUGCCUCCUGCUGGUGUGAGGAAGAUUGUACUGUCUACAAACAUCGCUGAGACUGGCGUCACCAUUCCAGACGUGGUCUUUGUCAUCGACACAGGAAGAACCAAAGAAAAUCGGUAUCAUGAAAGCAGCCAAAUGAGCUCUCUGGUGGAGAUGUUUGUGAGUAAAGCCAGCGCCCUCCAGAGGCAGGGGAGAGCAGGACGUGUUCGAGAGGGCUUCUGUUUCCGCCUUUACCCCAAAUUCAGAUUCGAGAGCUUCAUUGACUACUCCAUCCCUGAGAUCCUCAGAGUGCCUUUAGAGGAGCUUUGCCUUCAUAUUAUGAAGUGUGAAUACGGCUCUCCAGAGGAUUUCCUGAGCAGAUCUCUGGACGCACCGCAGCAGCAGGCCGUGUGUAAUGCUGUGAGUCUUCUCAGGAGGAUUGGAGCCUGUCAGCAGGACACACACACCCUCACACCGCUCGGACAUCACCUCGCUGCCCUGCCCGUCAACGUCAAGAUCGGCAAAAUGCUCAUCUUUGGAGCCAUCUUUGGCUGCCUGGAACCUAUAGCCACUAUAGCAGCCGCCAUGUCUGAAAAGUCUCCGUUCGCCACUCCAAUGAGCAGGAAAGAGGAGGCCAACCUAGCAAAAUCUGCACUAGCAGUCGCUAACUCCGACCACAUGACCAUCUAUAAGGCUUACCUCGGAUGGAGAAGCUCCAGGACUGAAGGGACACGAGCUGAGAUGAACUACUGCAGGAGACACUUCCUGAACCGCACCGCACUCAUCACUAUUGAGGAAGUGAAGCAGGAGCUGAUGCGGAUGGUGGAACAGGCAGGUUUCGUGUCCUCCAAACCUGGCCGGACUCCUCGUCCUCGUCCCAACACUGAACCCAAAACCUCGUUGUCGCUGUCCAUGCAGGACGUGUGUGUCCUCAAAGCGACGCUGACGGCGGGUCUGUAUGACAACGUGGGCCGAAUCCUCUACUCUCCAUCUUUGGACGUCCUGGAGCGGGUGGUGUGUGUGGUGGAGACGGCACAGGGAAAGGCCCAUGUUCACCCCUCCUCUGUCAACCGCUUCCUGCAAACCCAUGGCUGGAUGCUUUUCCAGGAAAAAGUGAAAUACUCAAAGGUGUUUCUAAAAGACACUACCCUGAUCUCUCCGUUGUCAAUGCUGCUGUUUGGUGGUGAUAUUGAUGUCCAGCACAGGGAGAGACUCAUCUCUCUGGACGGAUGGAUCUGCUUCCAGGCUCCAGUCAGAAUUGGCGUGAUCUUCAAACACCUUCGCAAACUGAUCGACUCCCUCCUGGAGAGGAAGUUGGCGAACCCCAAAAUGAAUUUAGAAGACGAGAAGACCAUACAGAUCAUCAUAGAGCUGAUCAAGUCUGAAAACAUGAUCUGAGGAAGUGCCUGUUUGUACUCAAUCGCGAGCUGAAAUGUGACAAACUUCAUUGAGGGCUGAGAGUGUAAAUUAUAUUGCCAAACCAGAAUAAACAUAUUUUAAGACAAACAAAAUGUUUGUGGUAU